CGCCGGGAGGUCUCGGAAGGACGCGCGGAGGCCGCCGCGGGCGCAGCGGGCACGUCGGCCGGGCCGCCCCCGCGAGCCGGGCGCCGCCAUUCCGCUGCUCGGGGCGCCGCCGCCGCCGCCACCGCGCCCGGGGGCCAUGCUCCCGCCGCCCCCGCGCCAGCCGCCGCCCCAGGCGCGCGCGGUCCGCGGGGCGGUGCGCCUGCAGCGGGCCUUCCUGCGCGGCCCGCUGGGCGUGCUGCGGCUGCUCCAGCUGCUGGCCGGCGCCGCCUUCUGGAUCACCAUCGCCACGAGCCGGUACCAGGGCCCCGUGCACUUCGCGCUCUUCGUGUCGGUGCUCUUCUGGCUGCUGACCCUGGGCCUCUACUUCCUCACGCUGCUGGGCAAGCACGAGCUGGUGCCCGUGCUGGGCUCGCGCUGGCUCGUGGUCAACGUGGCGCACGACCUGCUGGCGGCCGCGCUCUACGGCGCCGCGACGGGCAUCAUGAUCUCCCAGACGCAGAGCCACAGCUACUGCAACCUCAAGGAUUACCAGAUGGCCUGCGCCUACCACGCCUUCCUGGCGGCCGCCGUCUGCGGCGGCCUCUGCCUCGGCCUCUACCUGCUCUCGGCGCUCUACGGCUGCUGCCGCCGCUACCAGGGGGAGCAGGAGGUGGCGUGAGCCGCCGCGCCGCGGGGCGGGGACCCUCCCGACACCGACGCCCCCGUCCUUCCUGCCGCCGCCGCCCCGCGCCCGUGCGCCCCGGCACCCACCCGUUGCCCCGCGCUCCCGCCGCCGCCCGCGCCCAGGCGCCCUGGCCCUCAGUUCCCGCCCGACGGCAGCGCCGCCGCCCACGCCGUUCGUUUCCAGGGACCCGGGCAAGGCCACGUCCGAGGAGGUGGCCCCCACGCUCAGCCUGGCCGCCCGAAGCGAAACCUCGCGGUUCCUCGUUCCCUUCCCUGCCGAGAGCGAGACGUGUACAGGCGCCGCGUAGAUCCGGGGGAGGCUCCCAAUUGGAACGAGCGUUUGGCUGCGCCACUGCCCCCUCCUUCCCUACCCCGCGGUCGGAAGAGCACCCCCGUUCCCUGGCCCCUCUUCCAGCCUCGAGUGCCGUGAAGGGCAGGCUCGCAGCCGCGGGCGGAGCUGGGGACAGGCCUCCACGGGUCCUGGGACGAGCGAAGAGUUUUCGUUUUCGUUUGGGAUUGUGUGAGCAUCCACCGCAGUCUGUGCUGUGACGUUGGGGUGGGGCCUGUCUGCAGAGGUGAGGUUGGAUUGGAAAGGCCCGCGGGCUGCACCUUUGCACCUUUGGAGUCUCCUCUCCCUCUGCCUGCUCAGCCUUUGUCCUCGCGGUUCUUGGAGGCCAGGCCCGAAUGCACACGACUUUCCCAGGCCUCACCUUACCAGCCUUCCUCUCAGGGGCUUCUACUCCACCACCCCCCACCUCCCAGUUUCUUUUUGCCUUAGGGAUCCCACAGGACCGUAAGGAAUGUCAGGGUGAGCCUCACCCCUUGCUCUUGGGAAAGCCGGAAUAAGAUUGGAACCCCGUUGCGGACCCCAUUGGAACCCUGUUUCCAGACUCCCAGUCCAGCAGUUUACAUUAGAGCAGUGGGUGUUCCCAGGAGCCCUGGCUCAGGAGCUAUCCUCUAAAAGGGGGCUUCACUGCCAAAUGGGUUUCCCAAAGGUACUGUCUCCUCUUGGAGAUUCACGAAGCUCGUUGGCAUAUCAAAGGUUCUGAGAAGUCCGGCUGUAAAAGAAGCCCAAGUAAUUUAGUUUACAGUGUUAACUGCCUCUGGACCUGGACCAAUUAGUUUUUGCCACCUAAGGCUUCCAAGCAUCCCUGUGCGGGCCUGGCUGUCAUUCAUUCCUAAGGGAUACAACCCACCGGCUACAGUAUGAUUGAAGAUCUGGGGUGCUCCUUUUAUUUACCAGGGAAUUUCUGUAGCUGAGGGAGGGCCUGGCCCAGUGAGGGAGAAGAUGGCUGUCCCUGCCAGGCCCCUGAGAGACCUGGGAACUGGUGGAUCUGAACAUUCCUCUACAUUGUUUGCAAAAUGAAGCCAAAGUCAUCCAGGUGGCUUCCAAGUCAAUUGGAACAUUACCUGUAAGAGAUGCUGACAUUGACUGUGACCAACUGGCAGGAGUGGGGCACAGUCACCAAAGAGAAGAAAACUCGGAAGCUGGGGUGAACAGCUGGCCCAGCCUCCGUAAGGUUUCCACGUUGCUGAGGCCGUGGAGGUUCCCAUAGCCGGUCAUACGGUCAUGCGACCUCUCCCCCCCGGGCUUGCUUCCCUGGGCAGGGGACGCCUUUCUGGCCUGGGCCAGCAGAGGGCUGCGGAGUGGGGAGAGCCAACGACGACCUCUGCCCAGCAGCUUUCCUCCAACACUAUCCAGUGGGAGAUCCGAGAUGAGUGAAGAUUCGUUUUACUGUAACACAAGAGAAAUCCUGAUUCUCCUUGUGCUGACUUACUUGGGCACGAGAUUCCAGACACCUGGAACUGAGCCGUGCACCUCUGUGCUCUAAACAGUGGGUUUUGGCUCCAGCUUUUUUCUUUUUCUCUUUUUUCAGAUCACCAUUUAAGCUGCGUAUUCAGCUCAGAACCAGCCCCCCCGAGGAUCUCUUCUUAGCCCCCCUGCUCACGGUGCUCUGUCUGUGGCCAGGUGACCUUACUCAGGAGUAGACAUCUCCUUGGCCUUCCUUCAUGCUACCUUAUCCAUCCAGAUGUGCCUGAAACAUUCCAGAGCUCACUGGCUCUUCUAGAUGUGCCUUCCUGCUUGGCCUCCAGCUGCCUCUCGAGAUGUGAGAAGGACCUGUAAAACGGCCCCCUCCCCCACCCCCACCCCCUCCUUCCCCUUGAGACCCUGUACCGUGGAAAGGGCUACCUGACCUGGCCCAGAAUUUUUGAAUACUGGAGGCAGUCUCAUUGGCCUCCCUCAUUAGACUCCAGGAUUCAGUCCAGCCCGAGACCACUGUGGGCUCCUACCAGUCCAAAAGACUAGGACCGCUUGCGGACCCAGGAAAGGAAUUUUCUAGUGUUCUACAAAGGCCAAUAGAGAGGGUGGGAGUGGGUGGGGUGAGGGCCGGUGGCGAGAGGGGACGAAUGUGCCUCAUUUAAUAGUUUAGUUGUGAUGACUAAUUUGCUUUUCUGAAUAAAGUUUGAUUUGUCUGA
Leopardus geoffroyi (Geoffroy's cat) is the source of this 3141-nucleotide messenger RNA. RefSeq names its product MARVEL domain containing 1 (gene MARVELD1). NCBI's taxonomy places the organism in Eukaryota, Metazoa, Chordata, Mammalia, Carnivora, Felidae. The transcript is spliced from 2 exons. The record is from RefSeq and is a predicted model, not a curated record. Gene Ontology annotation, molecular function: structural constituent of myelin sheath. Bases 137 to 658 code for a protein of 173 amino acids. Gene Ontology annotation, biological process: myelination. Gene Ontology annotation, cellular component: membrane.